AUGGCUCCGCGACGACGAAGUGAACGGACAAAGAAGGAAGUCGAGGCAGAGGAUAUCGAUGCGACUGAGAUUAUGUCGACUCCAACAAGGAAAAGAAGACGACUGAACGGAACUGAAAAUGCUGCCCAGUCCCCAGCCCCCGGAUCUGUGCCUGAGACUGUACCUUCACUUGAUCAAGUUGUGCCUGUAAAGGCGAGCAGUCCUGAUUCAGUCGAGACAAAAGAUGACGAUGCCGAAAGCGAACCUUCGAUCGACGAAAUAAUAGCGAACUUGAAAGUUGCGCGAAACCCAAUAACUGCUUCAAUUGAGCUUUCAAACGACUUACAUGCGCGGGAUGCAAACGAAAGGCCGGCAUUUGCCAAGAUUGCUGGUCGUGAUUGGACCCUUUUUGUCCAACAACCUUAUGUGCAUAUUGGCCGUGCCGAACGCCCAAAUCACCCGCAAGAUGGUCUCACUCCUGCAAGCAUUCCCGGUACAAUAUCGUCUGCAAACACGGGUAGUAAUUUCCACAUAGCUAUCGACUUGGGUCCAAGUCGUGAGGUGUCGCGACUCCACGCCUCGAUCGAAUACAAUAGCGAUACAGAAAAAUGGAUCCUCACAACAAGAGGUCGUAAUGCGCUGAGAGUUGAUGAUGCGACAGUCCACAAAGAUCACAAUGUCACCUUGCAUUCUGGCUCCGUCAUCGCGAUCGUUGGUACACAGAUGCUGUUCAUUCUGCCCAACGUGGAGCCUGUAAUUCAUCCAUACAUCAAGCAGCAGGCGCUCGCAGAUCCAGCCGAAACAUCAACGGAUGAGGAGACGCGCUCCAGGCGGCGCAAUGGUAGAGGCUUUAUUGAUGACCGCCAGUUCACCGAUCUUGAUCCGUUUCCUCCCUCUUCCACAGGCUUCAAGCCCUACCCACAAAGCGCUGUGAAACCAAGGGCCAGUUUACCGGGUAAUACUUUCGCUGCAGCUGCCUUCGCUGGAGCUCCUCAGCCUGCUACACCUCUAGCAUCGCGCGUAAAAGAGCGAGCACCCCAGUCUCCGGGAUAUGCACGCGGAGUCAUGAUGGAGAGCACGGAGGAUAUCGAUUAUAGCGCAGAUUCUGCCAAAGAACUCAAACCUCCUCAGAGUUACGCCCAACUUAUCGGUCAGGCCAUAAUGAGCAGUCCGGAUGAGAUGUUGACCCUAGCGCAUAUCUACCAGUACAUCCGUGACAAAUAUGCAUUCUAUCGUUACAGUGGUAGUGGGUGGCAAAAUUCGAUUCGCCACAAUCUCUCGCUGUCAAAAGCCUUCGAGAAAGUAGCACGUCGUACCGAUGAGCCCGGCAAGGGGAUGAAGUGGAAGAUUGUCGACGACCAGCGUGAUGAAUUCAUUCGUAAGACAUUGAUGAAUGGUCGCCGCGGAACUGCACGCAUGGGUUCUUCAGGUCCGAAUUCUCCCGCGGCGGGCAUGGCCCCUUCUUCGCAUCCAGGUGAGCGGUUCCUUGGGUACAUGCAGAGAGACAAUGGCCGACCUCCAACCUCAGAUUCUAAGAUGAAGUCUCCGCAGCGUUCUCACACUCCCCCAUUCAAUCAGAUACCCCAGGCUACUGAGGCGUAUACCCCAGAGCGAGGUCCUCGUCUCGCGAAGGGCUCGGACAUCAUGCCACCGUCGAACAACGGGGAACAAUCUCGAACUCCCAUCAACAGCCGGGCUCAACAUGGUACACAUCCGUCUUAUGCCGCGAGCAGCAGCGCGAACGUUGACACGACAAGUAGACUUGACCGGAACCCCAGCGCACCCGACACCGCCCCGGGUCUGAGGGUCAGUGGCUCAAACUCUCCUCCUCUGUAUGGAACCGAGACCAGUCGCGCGAACCAUCUCGUCACACCACUUGUAGCUCGUCAUGCUCCACGCCUUGCGCCUCCGUCGACGGCGCAGGCUCCAUCACAGUUCAUGCAAUUAAGCUCGCCCGCCCCAUUCUGGAGAUAUGCAGAUCUUGGGAGUACUCCUGUGCGUACAGAAUUGAGUCCUUCGCGGAAGAGAAAACACACAAGCGAUGAUGAAAGUACACCAGAUAUACCGCCGCAACCAAGCAGCCCACCUUUACCUCAGCCAGAGUUGGACAAAGACGCAGACGAAGAGGUGCCCGAGCCUGUUAGCCCUACCCGUAGCAUGAGCCGGCCGAUGAGCCGACGACAGACUAAGUCAGGACGUGAGCGCACCCUUAGCUCUGUGUCCAACAGUGGUAUAGCAGGAGACAAGAUUCCUCAGGGCUCAUCUUUCAAUGCUGGGUUCGGUGGCGUUAUCGCGCGUCCGUCAUCUACGAUUGCAGCGAAUACUACACGCGGAUCGGGAGUGUCUUACGGCAAAAGGGCCAGUCUCGCCAGAGACAGAAUGGACGAUGAGGAGGAAGAGGGUAUCGAUCUUGCCAAGUGAGUCGCAACCAAUAGGAUAACGACAAGAUCGUACAGCAUAUUGAUGACAUCGACAGAGGCUUUCAAAAAAUCGGCAGCUUUCAUUCAAGCUUUCCACGCCCUUAAGUUCUCAUGAAUUUCGACUUCGGAAAUGGUCCGAUAGAUACGGCCCAUGUUC
Molecule: messenger RNA, 2556 nt
Organism: Pseudovirgaria hyperparasitica
Lineage: Eukaryota; Fungi; Ascomycota; Dothideomycetes; Acrospermales; Acrospermaceae
Exons: 2
Coding region: 1-2400 (799 amino acids)
Biological process (GO): regulation of transcription by RNA polymerase II
Molecular function (GO): DNA-binding transcription factor activity, RNA polymerase II-specific; RNA polymerase II cis-regulatory region sequence-specific DNA binding; protein binding
Source: RefSeq, a predicted model, not a curated record